Messenger RNA from Archocentrus centrarchus (flier cichlid), 1322 nucleotides. RefSeq names its product delta-type opioid receptor-like. The record is from RefSeq and is a predicted model, not a curated record. The transcript is spliced from 3 exons. Gene Ontology annotation, biological process: neuropeptide signaling pathway; G protein-coupled opioid receptor signaling pathway; sensory perception of pain. Gene Ontology annotation, molecular function: dynorphin receptor activity; neuropeptide binding. Gene Ontology annotation, cellular component: plasma membrane; neuron projection. NCBI's taxonomy places the organism in Eukaryota, Metazoa, Chordata, Actinopteri, Cichliformes, Cichlidae. The coding region runs from base 1 to 1131 and encodes 376 amino acids.
AUGGAAAGCACUCCGAUUGAAAUUUACAAAGAAGACACUAAGUGCCUCUCCCCGCUGCUGGAAGACUGCCCAGCGAAUUCAACUGUUUGGGUGUCCGGAUACUCUGACAGCCGCAAUGUGACCCACGAUGAUGAUAGCUGGGAGCAGGAGAGCAUGUCUCCCAUCAUCCCCAUUAUCACCACAGUGUACUCCGUGGUGUUUGUGGUCGGCUUGUUGGGCAACUGCCUCGUUAUGUAUGUGAUCAUCAGGUACACAAAGAUGAAAACAGCCACCAAUAUUUAUAUUUUCAACCUGGCACUCGCUGACGCCCUCGUCACCACCACAAUGCCCUUCCAGAGCACGGACUACCUUCUGAAUACAUGGCCCUUUGGUGAGGUGGUAUGCAAGGUCUUCAUCUCCAUCGACUACUACAACAUGUUCACCAGUAUCUUCACUCUCACCAUGAUGAGUGUGGACCGCUACGUGGCUGUGUGCCACCCUGUGAAAGCCCUGGAUUUCCGCACUCCCCUCAAGGCCAAGAUGAUCAACGUGUGCAUCUGGAUCUUGUCCUCGGCUGCAGGGAUACCUGCUUUUGUGCUGGGCGGUACCCAGACGAACAGCGACAUAACAGAGUGCGCGUUGCAGUUCCCAGAGCCAUACGCCUACUGGGACACACUGAUGAAGAUAUGUGUGUUUGUCUUUGCCUUCGUCGUGCCUGUGCUCAUCAUCACCGUGUGUUACUCCCUCAUGGUCCUGAGGCUGAAGAGCGUCCGAAUGUUGUCCGGCUCGCGGGAGAAGGAUCGCAACCUGCGCCGGAUCACGCGGUUGGUGGUGGUCGUGGUGGCCGUGUUUGUAGUCUGCUGGACCCCCAUUCACAUCUUCAUCUUGGUCAAAGCUCUCGUCAGCGUGCCGGAAACCACCGCCAUCAUGGCCGCCUACUUCUUCUGCGUGGCUCUGGGUUACACCAACAGCAGCCUCAAUCCUGUCCUCUACGCCUUUCUGGAUGAGAACUUCAAACGCUGCUUCAAAGACUUCUGCCUGUCAGCCAAACUGAAGGGGGAGAAGGUGUCAGGCAGCAAAAAGCCCCCCACCACUGUGCGGGAGGCCACUGUUCCCCUGGAGAACCCAGAUGGGACUAGUAAGCCGACAUGACUAGCGGUGGAACUGUCUUCAAUCUCCCACAUUGGAAAAGAAGACUCACAGUACCUGGGCUUAACCCAUGUCACAACAGCAACGUAGACUGGGCUUCUGACUCAGUUCAUUUUCAUUAUCACCCAGGGUACCAUCAUUGAUGCAGUUGUUCAUAAAUCUACAUAAAUUCAUCGUCAUCCCCUCUGACUGUU